AUGCCAGUAUCAGAUUGGCCGCAUGAUGGUCUUUCUCGCGAGGAAAAGAUAGACAGGCUCUUCUCACAAAAUUUUUGUAAUGAGGAACACAUCCAAGCCUUUUCCCGCGCCCUAGGUACCCCAGAUGAGGAGAGUGGCCCCCCAAGUCCUGUCGAGACGUUCUCGAGCUUUGGACAAUCCCAUAGUUCCAAAGUAGCGAAUUCCCCACAACAACCGAGAGUCCAUAAGGUAUCAGCAGUGAGCGACUUUGCUCCAAUCCACACCAAGGUGAAAAGAGGUGCCCCACACGUAAAGCAAGAGAAACUAUACCAAAUAUUUCGAUGGCCAUUGUUGAUACUCCUGAAUACAAUCAUCGGGAUUGAGUUUGGGAUGUACGUUUUGAUCAGGCAAAUAGUGAAUGCGUUCGAAUGGCUACUAGCUUGGCGAGGUCCCAAAGGAGUUUUGCGGUCUCAUUUGCGAAGUGCAAGGUCAUGGGAUGAAUGGAAGCAAGCUGCAAACGCGAUGGAUGAAUAUUUGGGUUUCAAUGAGUGGAAGAAGAAUGAUGAAGACACUUAUUACGAUCACUCACUGGUCCGCAAAGUGCGACGUUCGUUGAGAACAUACCGCCAGAACAAUGAUGUCCGUGCACUAAUGGGUGUUCUGGAGGUUUGCCUCCGAGAUAACUUUGCCGGUGCUGAGAACCCUCGGUUGUACUCAGAAACAUUUAUUGGGACGAAGGAUGCCAUCGAAGCUUACAUCAAGGAAGUUGAAGAUGCACUAGCGUUCGUUAGAUCGACACGGGAAUUGAGCGAUGAAGAGAAGAGAAGGUUUUUUCGGAAUGCUUGCCGAAGUUUUGGCUCUUCGGCGCUUUGCUUUUCAGGGGGUGGCGCCUUUGGUUUCUAUCACUUCGGUGUGUUGAAAGCAUUCCUUGAUACAGACCUUAUGCCGAGAGUAUUUAACGGCACUUCUGCUGGUGGGCUCACUGCAGCAUUUGCAUGCACCCAUACGGACGAGGAGCUUCGACUAAUGACAGGGCCGCGCUUAGCGGAUCAUAUUACAUGUUUUGAGGAAUCAUUCAGCACCACGCUUUCUCGGUUGUUCCAGACUGGCGCAAUGUUUGACACCCUGGCAUGGGCCCGGAAGUCUAUGUUCUUUACAAGAGGCUCUAUGACAUUUCGGGAAGCGUACGAGCGCACAGGGAAGGUGCUCAACGUUUCGGUAAUUCCGUCGGAUCGUCAUUCUCCCACCAAACUAUUGAACUACCUUACCGCGCCGGACUGCAUUAUUUGGUCCGCGAUAAUCGCCUCAUCAGCUGUUCCUACCAUCCUCAAUCCAGUCGUCUUGAUGCAGAAAACCAAGUAUGGCCAAGUUGUCCCGUGGAAUUGGGGUGGUAGAUUUAAAGAUGGUAGUCUUCGUGUAGAUGUACCGAUACAGUCCUUGAAUUUACUCUUCAACGUGAACAAUACCAUCGUAUCUCAAGUGAACCCUCAUGUUCAUCUGUUCUUCUUCGCGUCUCGGGGUUCUCCUGGACGACCGGUCGCCCACCGGAAGGGGAAAGGGUGGCGAGGAGGAUUCCUUUUGUCGGCGGCUGAGCAGUUCCUGAAGCUCGAGCUGACCAAAAAUUUCAAGGUAAUUCGCGAUCUGGAGCUUAUGCCCCAGAUUCUCGGCCAAGAUUGGUCAAGCGUUUUUCUGCAGCGUUUUGAUGGCAGUGUAACGUACGAUUUCCUUCGAAUCCUGAGUGACCCAACGCGUACUGAAAUGCAACGGAUGCAACACGCAGGGGAGCUUGCGACUUGGCCCAGGCUUCACAUGGUCGAGAACCGAUUUCGAAUUGAACGAGAGAUAUUUCGAGGCCGGCUGGCGUUUCGCCAGCUGGAUACACGAGGCAUUUCUCGUCGUGUGGGCGUUCCACUUCCUGGUCCCGAGACAAACACCCCAGACUUCAGACCAGAAGUUAACCCAGGCACGCCAGCGGACAGAAAGAGCGGCCCGAAGGCUGCCACCCUAGCAACCCCCUGA
Molecule: messenger RNA, 1998 nt
Organism: Cantharellus anzutake
Lineage: Eukaryota; Fungi; Basidiomycota; Agaricomycetes; Cantharellales; Hydnaceae
Product: acyl transferase/acyl hydrolase/lysophospholipase
Exons: 17
Coding region: 1-1998 (665 amino acids)
Biological process (GO): lipid metabolic process
Molecular function (GO): triacylglycerol lipase activity
Source: RefSeq, a predicted model, not a curated record